Messenger RNA from Quercus lobata, 1383 nucleotides. Its product is annotated as protein IRX15-LIKE-like. Gene Ontology annotation, biological process: xylan biosynthetic process. The coding region runs from base 218 to 1213 and encodes 331 amino acids. Lineage: Eukaryota; Viridiplantae; Streptophyta; Magnoliopsida; Fagales; Fagaceae. The transcript has a single exon. The record is from RefSeq and is a predicted model, not a curated record.
UUUAUGACCUGCUCCCACUCGUCCCCCACCUCACCCCUAUCUUCCAAAAACUCAGGCCCCACAUCUGAUCUUUACCAGGUCCAUCACUUUCACCCAUAUUUGGGAUUCGUGCCCUUAACCUCUCUAAACUCAAAUCUCCUCCGUGAUUUCUCUCGUCCCUCUCUCACUUCCAAGCAAAUAUCAAAAGCAAUUUCCCUCUCUCGCUCUCUCUCCAAAAAUGAAGAGCAACACCAACACAAAAGUAAUACUCCUCCACCCAUCAAUCCACAAGCAAAGCGGCGCCGUCUCAUCCUCCUCCUCCUCCUUCUCCUCCACACACCGGUUGUGGCUGGUGUUUAUAGUCACAGUCUUCACCUUAGCUUUCACCAUCACUCUCCUUAACUCAACCAUGCCAUCCUCAAUCAGUCCCACAAGCCAAGCUUCGGCCUUUACAGCUCCAAUCCCACCCUCCAUCUCCGACGCUCUCCUCCACUACGCCGCCACAUCAAACGCCACCACUAUCCACAUGUCCUCUUCUGAACUCACCUCCAUAGCCACCACUCUCACCCACUGCUCCCCAACUUGUAACUUCUUAAUCUUCGGCCUCACCCAUGAGUCUCUACUCUGGCAAGCUCUCAACUUUAAUGGCAGAACCGUUUACUUAGACGAGAACGAGUUCUUGGUCUCGAAAUUCGAGCAGUCGCACCCUGGAAUCGAAGCCUACGACUUGUCGUACACAACCAAAGUCUCCGACAUGAGCGAACUCAUCUCUGUCACGAAAUCGGCAGUCAAAAACGACUGCCGACCGGUGCAGAAUCUCUUGUUCUCGGAAUGUAAGCUGGGGAUCAACGACAUGCCGAACCACUUGUACGACGUGCCGUGGGACGUGAUUCUAGUCGAUGGGCCACGUGGGUAUUUCGCCAAUGCACCGGGGAGAAUGUCGGCGAUAUUUACGGCGAGCGUUUUGGCGAGGAGCAAGAAGGUCGGUGGGUCCAACUCCAACUCCAAGACCCAUGUUUUUGUUCACGAUUUUGAAAGAGAGGUUGAGAGGAUUUGCAGUGAUGAGUUCUUGUGCGAAGAGAAUUUGGUUGAGACUGUGGAAUUGUUGGCGCAUUUUGUGUUGGAGAGAAUGGAAGAGAACAGGUUUGAGUUUUGUAAGAAUUCAACUUCUUCUUUGUCUACAUCAUUGCCAUCAUCAAAUUCAGUUUCUUUAUCAUCAGGGGAUGAUGAUUGAGAUGGGGUUUUGUGAUUAAUGGCCAUAUUAUUACUUCAACUUUAGGGGUUUUCUUUUGCAAUAGAAGGUGUAAUAUUUUAUAGGUGUAAACUGUUUCAAGUGCUCCCAAAACAAUGAUGAAGGAUCAAGUUUUGGGUAUCUGAAAAGUUUGUUAAUAUUAGUGUCUUUUU